AUGGCUGACCAAGUUGACCGGGCUGAUUUAAUUAAGCAGUUCUCUGGUAUUGUUUCUUGCAAUGAACAACAAGCACAAUUCUUCUUGGAAGCCAAUGCCUGGGAUCUAAAUUCUGCAUUAAGCAAUUAUAUUGAAGAACCGAAUGCUUCCUCGGGUUCCAUGGAUACUGAAGAGUCACUUCUGGAAACUCAGUCGAGUACUUCUGUAGACUCUAAAAAUAAAAGUGGUGUCUUUAUGCAAAAUCCUAAUGCUAAACCAACAAAGCCAUCGAAUUCAUUGGUUUCUGACAUCUUAAAGAAAGCAGCAGAAGGUGGUCGUGGACCUGUUGAAGAACCAGAAGCUACUACUUCAGCACAACGUUCUUUCUUUACCGGAGCUGGUUAUAGGCUUGGAAACGAAGAAGAGCCUUCAGUUGUAAUCAAUCCAACAGCUAAUUCAACUACUUCAACAGAACCACUUACUCCGGUUGUUCGUCAUUUAACGUUCUGGAGAAAUGGUUUCAGUAUUGAGGAAGGUUCAUUAAUGUCUUAUGAUGACCCAGCAAACGAAGAAUUCUUAAAAGCUAUUAAUAGUGGACGCGCUCCUUUGUCUUGGUUAAAUGUAAGGCAAGAUCAACCCGUGGAUGUACGUGUAGCUCGUAGGCUAGACGAGGAUUAUAAGCCUCCACCAAAGAAGCCUGCCAAGCCGUUCUCAGGUACUGGACAAAGGCUUGGAAGCCUUACACCGAAUGUAAUUACUAUCAAUACACCAGGUACUUUCCCUUCAACUUCGUCAAGUGAACCUACACCAAGAGCAAGAGAAUUAGAGAUAGAUGAAUCGUUACCAAUAACGUCGAUUCAAAUCCGAUUGGGUGAUGGAACGAGAAUGCGUACUAGGUUUAAUCAUACACACACUGUUGGUGACAUUCGAAAUUUUAUUAACGCCUCACGAGUUGGAGAAGAACAUCGUGACUAUAUUCUACAAACUACAUUCCCGCCAAAGGAUCUUAAGAAUGAACAAACUUUGAUUGAUGCAUCUCUUCUUAAUUCAGUGGUUAUUCAAAGAUAUAUUUAG
Funneliformis geosporum is the source of this 1053-nucleotide messenger RNA. NCBI's taxonomy places the organism in Eukaryota, Fungi, Glomeromycota, Glomeromycetes, Glomerales, Glomeraceae. The record is from the annotation of a GenBank genome assembly.